Prorocentrum cordatum is the source of this 2426-nucleotide messenger RNA. The record is from the annotation of a GenBank genome assembly. Lineage: Eukaryota; Dinophyceae; Prorocentrales; Prorocentraceae.
UCUGGAGGCUCAUGCACAAACACUUGGCGAUUGCAGGCCGCAGAUGGGACAAACGCCAGGCGGUGAGCGCUUUCAUGACUGCGCGCAGGGAUUAUAGAGCAGACGUCGCUGCCACUCAGCGGCUAGAGAUGCACGCACUUCAUGACUUAGAGAUGCUGGUUUUUAACAACAGUUCCUGGAAUAUCAUUGCUCCUGCAGCCCGAACUUGCGAGGUGCGCUCCUUGGCAUUUAGAUUCAUCAGCGCCUGUGCUUGCAUGAUCUGGGAACGCCAUUGCGAUGUGCACGCUCGUCCAGAUAUUGCAGUUUUCGCCCACAUGGAGAGUGUUGAUGACUUCAAGAACUGGUUCCAGGCUUUACCUUGUCAGCACAUCCUUGGCCCAUUCUUGUCUUCGUGGUCUGAGUACUGGCGAGGCGACGGCUCGGAGGACAGCCGUUUUGGGCCAGCAGCGUUUGCAGACCUCUGGAGUGUCAAGGUCAUGUUCCAAGAGGACACUGCUGCCAUCGAAGACGGGCACGCGUCCAUCCGAAGGGACGUGGUCAUUGCCAGCACGCAGACGCACUCGCCGAAGCUCUUCAGUGUGAGCGCCAAGCACCUCUCACGCGCUGUUCGGCAGCAGCGCCGAGCUGCGCCGCGUGCGCGCGCUGGCGGUGUCGGCGCAGGUGCGGUGGAGAGCGGCGCGGAGCAGGCAGGCGAUGAGGCUGAUGCAGCGCCGCGGCCCAGCAAGCGCAUGAAGGGGAACUGGGCUUAUCGCGCCUGGGUGUCGCAGGAGACGCGGGGGUCAGCAACUGGUUGCGCCGUCCCUGGCCUCGGCGCCAGGUUCAGUCUUCUCAGCCAGGCCCAGCUGGAUGACCUCGCCCAGCGAGGCCGUGAUGCCGAGGCUGCUUAUGCGGCGGGCGGCCGCGGUUUCGGCCCGAGCAAAAAGGACGUCGAGAGGGCGAACCGCAGAGAGCGGGCCGCGUGCGAGCAGCGGCGCAUGCUCGACGAGCUGCGGACCUCUGGAGCCCUCGUCGGAUGUCCUGAGCCGAAGGAGGUGCGCGAGCUCGGGCUUGUGCCCGUCACGGCUUGGGAUCAGCAGCUGGCGCAGGUCAUGUCGGUUGAGUAUCGGAAGAAUCGGAGGGAUGCGGCUCUGGAGCGUUUGACCGAUGAGGCCCUCGCCACUUUCGUUUCUUAUGGGGUUGGGGAGUCCGUGAAGCAGUUGCAGGAGGCGGUCGAGUCAGUCUGCCCUCGUUAUCGGCCAGAGCCUAGCGCUGCUACCGCUGCUGCUGGCUGUUCUUUCGUCCACCACUCUGCGCCUGUGAGUUGUUUUGCAGCUUCGUGUGCGACGGACAUUUCGUCGCGCGCAUGUUCUAAUCGAGAUAUGCAGCGCGCACACGCCACUCUCAUCGGCCACUUCAAGGGCGUACACGAGCCGAUCUUGUAUGGCAGCGUCCCGAGGUUGAGCAAAAGCAAGUGUGAAUCUCGGGCCAGCACAUGCUACAAAUACAAUUGCAAGAUGUGCGAUGACGCUGGGAAGAUAACACUGUACAUGCACAAAAAGUUCAAUGCUGCUGUUGUGAAGCGUUUGCGUGCGAGGGCGGUACUUCCAUGCCUUUCGAAUUCUGAUGUUGCUUAUCUUUUGACGUGCCGUUCGGAGCUGGAGUGCGAUGGUGGCAGUGUAUCGGAGCCCAUAAUCAUCGAUCAGCAAAUGUACCACUGCGGCUGGCAGACGCUGGCUGCUCGAGACUUUCACGGCUACUUCCACAAGUUGAACGUGGAGUGCAAGGGUGAUGUUAUUGAGUUGGACGCUUUGUCGGCCACUGGUGGGCCGGGCUACCCAGGUCGCGGCACGUGGGAGUUCUCGCGCCAGGUGCACUUGCUGAGGCGUCUACGCAAGGACGUUCGCUGGUCUAUCCGCUUCUUCACUUUCAGCAAGGGCAGCCGCGUGAUUGGCCGCUUGACCCCAGCUGAUUUCAUCGUCCACGAGCUCGCGUGUGCGGAGCCCGCCAAUCGCGAGAUUGAGUUCUGGGGCGGCCAGUUCGACGCCGACGAGGCUCUUAAGCGGAAGAAAAGAUCGGACCCUUUGCCCUUGAGCGACAUCGACAAGUCUGAUAUCGUCGACCCCGACGGAGGCAGCGGGUCCCACAUCGACACGGAUGGCAUCAAAUGUUCUUCUGCAUCUUCGGCCGAUGUCAUUUUUGGGAACGUCAAGGAUCGUUGCCGCAGCCCUCGUGGCCGCGGCCACGGCGGCGAUGAUGUCCUUGGAGGUGGCGCUGGCGGCAGCUGUAGUGACCGCCGCUACCAGGGCGGCGGGGGGCAUUGCGGCGUCGACGGGGGCAAGCCGCCCUCCUUGUUCUCCGAGGACUCCCUGGACCGCUUGCGCGACGAGUGGUUCGAGGAGGACCUUGCGGCUGCUGCAGCGGCAUCUUUCAUGGCCAGGCUUCUGUAG